AGAGGUCCUUUGAAUGCAUGUGGCGCGAUAUGGGAAGCUGAGAGAAAAACUAAUUUGACAGCCGGAGAGCCGAAGAGAUUUUUAACGACGUGUGGCUCACAGUUUAUCCAAACAACAUGAUUUCUACACAGCAAAGUAGUUGGUUUAUCCGCAAGGUUAUCUGCUGGAGAGCUGCGGCCAGCAUUGCUUGGGCUGUCCUGUUGUUGCCACCCACCACAGCAGUGUUUGUCAUCCUCAGCAGAUUCAGUCUCCUUCACCCCAUUCACACAGUAUCAGAAUGUUUGUCCCUCCUAAUGAGCACCAGUGCCAUCUUCUCCUUGAUCUUGCUGUUUGGAGUGAUCCUCAUGGUGGGGUUCCUCAACUUGGAGUAUUAUACAGUUAUUCCGACUAUUGCAUGCUCAAAGAUCGCCCUAUUGGGUCAGCUGCUCCACCCUCGUCAGUUUCUAAGCUCCAUUGCACACUGCAUCAUGGGAGUGAUCGUUGGUUGGUGUUGUACCAUCACCGUCGGAGGCAGAUUUGAGGCCCUCAGCUACUCCUGCACACAGAGUGAUGGCUCCACUCGCAUGUGUCUGAACGAGUAUCAGGUCUUCCUCCUGCUGGCUGGGGCCUUUGUUGGAUUCUCUCACAGUCUGCUGGGUGUGAUCCACAACAUGAACUAUGUUGCUUUUCACACUGUUCAGCAAUACAAAUACCUUCGGUUUAAGGGAUCCCUACCUCUGGUGGUGAAGUGCAGUGCCACUCAAGCACUUUACUCCGUCAGAAACUUCAUCGUUCUGUAUUACUUCUUGGGAUACAUUCCAAGAGCGUGGAUUUGUAAAACAUUAAAUCUUCAGUUGAACAGUUCAGUCCAUCAGUUGGACAGUAUUGCAGGACUGCUGGACCUCUCCCUGCUUUACCACCUGUGGAUCAGUGCCACCUUCCUUCUCUUUACGUGGCACAUCACACUACAACUCUUCAGGAUCUUUGUCACAGAGGUUUACAGUUUUCCUGUGCAGUCAUCUUUCACCGAGGAUUCUCACCAGUGUCUCCCUAGAGUUCUUACUGACAGGCAGCCAAUGAUAGUUAAGUUCCUAGCUCUGCAGGAUUUGGCUCUGCUGUCUCAACACUCCCCAUCACGACGCUGUGAGGUCUUCAGUCUGAGUCAGCCAGGUGGUCAUCCUCAUAACUGGAACGCCAUCAGCAAGGAGUGCCUGUCUUUGCUGGCUGAUCUGACCCAGAGACUCGUAGCCUAUCAUGACACUGUGGCAACCAACGGCAGAGCCAAAUCCCUGUCCAUUGGGAGUGAGAGGAAGACCUCCUCUGACACGUCAGUGUUGUCAGGCACAGAUGAUCUGAUGAGCCCGAGGCCCACUCUACUCAUGAAAACUCCAGCGUCAGUCUUUGCACGCUCCGUCAUUGGCCAAUCACAGACUCCUCUGACAGCCCCUUUCACUCCUGACCUGGACAGCCCGUUUGCUUCUCCGGCCCUGCGGCGUCUUACUGCUCCCGUGGAACAAUGCUCGCCGUGGUUCGGCACAGUGCAGAGCCCACAUGUCAUGAGGAGAGGCCCCAAACUCUGGUCCACUUCCACAGAUUCACAGGUGAAAGGCAGUCCCCCACCCUCCCCUGCCUCAGUAACCAGUACAAAGCCUGAACAGUCCAAACCGAGUCUGCUGGCCAAGUUCCUCCAGAACAGGAAAGAACAGGUUAAAAAUUUCUUGGCAAAGCGGGUGCUGAUUAUGUAUUUGUUUAAUAAGCUCCCAGAAGCCUCCAGUCAGGCUCUGUUUGCAGACAGCCAGGCUCACAUCUGGGCGCUAGAAGGGCUGUCUUACCUCGUCCAAGCUUCUUUCUCUGAGGAUCAGUUUGGGGUUAUACAGACUACAUUACCCAGCAUUCUCAGUUCCAUGCUGGUUUUACAAGAGGCUGUAGAUCGACACUUCAAGCUCCCUCAUGCUUCGAGUAAACCAGUGAGGUCAACCAUCAGCAUGGGAGACUCCACGUAUAAAACCCUUCGUUUUGCUCUCAGGGCCACGCUAAAAACAGCCAUCUACAGGAUAACAACAACAUUUGGGACUCACUUAAAUGCUGUUCAGAUGUCCACAGAGCACCGGAAAAGAUUGCAGCAGUUUCUGGAAUACAAGGAAUAACACAUCUGACACUUCAGAUUCCCAUCAGUGUGAUUUUUGUGUGCGAAUGCCCGUAAGUGAAAGCUCAUGAUAGUGCCUCUUUUAAUAUUUAUGCCUGCACUAUGUCAUGGCAGAUUGUACUUGACAGGCUAGACGACACCACGAACACGCAGGAGGACGAGGCAGGAAGUCCAACAGAUAAACUGAAACAGGUUGAAGACUGUUGCUGCCUGUGUCUGGCUCAUUUAAACUAGCUCACUGUAAAGAAAAGCAGCUCAAUCCAAAGUGUUGUUGUACUGCAAGGAAAUCUUAUCAAGAUUUUGACUUUUGGCUUUGGGAUGAGGCUGCUAAAGGGCUUUUUUGUGCUGUGUUUAAAUUCUGGUUUCAUAUUUAAUCUUCUGUCUCCUUGAACUACAUCCCCUGGAUUUCAAUGCCUUCAUGCAUCAGGUGUGCUGAGUGAAAGAGAGCGAGAAAAAGGAGCAUGUCAGGUGUGAGAGAAACUUUUUUGUGUGUUUCUGAGGUCUCUUCAGUCUGUUUUGAUAACAUAUUUUCUGAGAUAUCAUUUUGCUCUGGGCACCAGUGUGGAGAAUCAUAAUUUCAUAGAGAACACCUUUGUAAAUGUUUUUGUCUGUUUUGUUCAUGUAAAAUAAGUUUGGGUAAAUAUAACUUGUCACUGCCAACAAGUCUGGAGUUUAAAUUGACGAUCAAAGAACUGUUGAAUAAAAACAUUGUGUAAUAA
Cheilinus undulatus (humphead wrasse) is the source of this 2844-nucleotide messenger RNA. RefSeq names its product NDC1 transmembrane nucleoporin (gene ndc1). Gene Ontology annotation, molecular function: protein-macromolecule adaptor activity. Gene Ontology annotation, cellular component: nuclear pore transmembrane ring. Lineage: Eukaryota; Metazoa; Chordata; Actinopteri; Labriformes; Labridae. The transcript is spliced from 18 exons. Gene Ontology annotation, biological process: nuclear pore organization. The record is from RefSeq and is a predicted model, not a curated record. Bases 117 to 2126 code for a protein of 669 amino acids.